CACGCAGUCGCUCACUGACCGUCGCUAAUACAGAAGUCAAGGUCAGUCACUCACAGGCGUCAUAGGCAGACACAGUGUCCGAUGUCUUGGCGUGCGGUGAAAGAGAGAGUGGUUUUAUACUACUCUUUGAUGACAAGCAAGCAGAAGUGCCUGGCUGUCACCACGGUCGUGUUGGUGGCCGUCGUGUCCCCGGUCAUCGCCAUCAGCGCCUUCACCUUUCCCUUAUUCGGCACCAGCAACAACCAAAACGUGAAACAGGUCUCCUUGGACGGCGCUUCGCUUCAGGAGCAGAAUGAGAACGGCGUGAUUUCCGGAACCUGCUCCUUUGAGGAUGAAUCGGGAAGGACUAUCGAGAUAUCUUACACGAAGGACCAAUACGGGAGUGUGAACGCGAGAAGUCCGGGCGUGCGGGACCCAAAUGCGGCAUACCAGGCCUGCAUAAGGAAGGUUGAGGAACUGAAGAGGCAGCAGUUAGAGGCUGCAGGAGUAGGAAAUUUCACAUUCACCCUGGGACAUAAUAGAGGACAGAGUUCAUUCAAUACUGGAAGAUACCCAAGCCAGAGUCAAGGCGCUGGGCAGAACUCGCACAACACUGGAAGAUACCCAAGCCAAAGUCAGGGAGCUGGGCAUAAUUCCUACAACACUGGGAGAUACCCAAGCCAGAGUCAAGGAGCUGGGCAUGAUUCUUACAACACUGGGAGAUACCCAAGCCAGAGUCAGGGAGCUGGGCAUGAUUCUUACAACACUGGAAGAUACCCAAGCCAGAGUCAGGGAGCUGGGCAUGAUUCCUACAACACUGGGAGAUACCCAAGCCAGAGUCAAGGAGCUGGGCAUGAUUCCUACAACACUGGGAGAUACCCAAGCCAGAGUCAAGGAACUGGGCAUAAUUCUUACAACAUUGGGAGAUACCCAAGUCAAAAUCAAGGAGCUGGACAUGAUUCUUACAACACUGGGAGAUACCCAAGCCAGAGUCAGGGAGCUGGACAGAACUCGCACAACACUGGAAGAUACCCAAGCCAGAGUCAGGGAGCUGGGCAUGAUUCUUACAACACUGGGAGAUACCCAAGUCAAAAUCAAGGAGCUGGACAUGAUUCUUACAACACUGGGAGAUACCCAAGCCAGAGUCAAGGAGCGGGGCAUAAUUCUUACAACACUGGAAGAUACCCAAGUCAAAAUCAAGGAGCUGGACAUGAUUCUUACAAUACUGGGAGAUACCCAAGCCAGAGUCAGGAAGCUGGGCAUAACUCUCACAACAGUGGGAGAUACCCAAGUCAAAAUCAAGGAUCUGGACAGAACUCGCACAACACUGGAAGAUACCCAAGCCAGAGUCAGGGAGCUGGGCAUAAUUCUUACAACACUGGGAGAUACCCAAGCCAGAGUCAGGGAGCUGGGCAUGAUUCUUACAACAGUGGGAGAUACCCAAGUCAAAAUCAAGGAGCUGGACAGAACUCGCACAACACUGGAAGAUACCCAAGCCAAAGUCAGGGAGCUGGGCAUGAUUCUUACAACAGUGGGGGAUACCCAAGCCAGAGUCAAGGAGGAUCUCAGGCCUCCGGCAGGGAUAGAAGUUCUUCAAGCCAACACGAAGACUCUGCUCAAAGCUCCUACAACAGAAAUCCACACAAAUUCUCCAGCCGUGUUUCGACCACAACACAGACCUACGAUAGACAGAACUCCCCACCGAUAGGCCAAAGUGUGACACGUCCUUCACAAGGUGGAAGCUCCCAGCCCAACCGUGCUCCAGCCACAACACUAACCUACGACAGACAGAACUACCCACCCCAAGGCCAGAGUGUAACACGACCUGCAUAUGGGGGAAACAUCUCUCCUAACCAUGCUCAAGCAACCACGCAAUCCUUUGCAGAUAACGAGGGAGCGUCCCGGUCACCCCUCGGCAGUGUAGAGACGACGCAGCCUUCGCCCUUUCCAAGCCUCAGUGGCACAGCGAGCCAGAGCUCAUCUUCGGGGAAUAACCCCGGCCAGAUCCAAAUGGUGUUCCAGACAUCCCGUGGAAGCUCUGUGCAGUUUCAGGAGAAUGCCAACAGGGGAGUAACUACAGGACAGUGCUCUUAUGUAGACUGGCGCGGCCGCACCAUAAAGAUCAGUUACACCAAGUAUGCUAACGGAAGAGUUGAUGUAGUCACGGACCCUGAAGUGUGGCAGCCAAAGAGAGCCUACCGCACCUGCAUCAGCAAGGCAAAGGAGGAGGAAGAGAGGCUGAAUAGCGAAAUGGCUGAGAUCGAAUCUGACAUUCGCCAGCAACAGCAGGAUGUGGAGUCCGAGGUUGCCCGUCAGGAAUAGGAAGCAUUCGGACGUGGUGGUUAAUAAAGAAGAAAAUAUGCCUACUGAGACCCAACUUGGAUGCGGACACUUACUGUAUAGCCAUAAACCUGUGCCUACGCCCCCCUCCCCCCUCUCUCUCUCUCUCUCUCUCCCCAUUGGCAUAAGGACUGACUGUAUCUCCUUCAUAAAUUUUCUUUCUUUAAGAUCUACCCUCUUUUCCUUUCUUGUGUUUUGAACGGGGAGUUCACAAAGCAUGAUAAAAUGGCUGUUCUUUAUAGGAAUGCAAAAAAAUAAAGGAUAUUUGAAUAUA
Messenger RNA from Penaeus chinensis, 2593 nucleotides. Its product is annotated as hornerin-like. The record is from RefSeq and is a predicted model, not a curated record. The transcript has 7 exons. NCBI's taxonomy places the organism in Eukaryota, Metazoa, Arthropoda, Malacostraca, Decapoda, Penaeidae. Bases 82 to 2301 code for a protein of 739 amino acids.